AUGUUUGAGAACUCGCCUAUUGCACACGUCGAAAAGGUUAUUACCCCUUACCUGCUUCUGAUUGGAGAGAAGGAUCUGCGUGUCGCACCUCACUAUCGAGCUUUCAUACGGAACUUGUUGGCUCGAGGCGUUCCAUGCAAAAUCCUGACCUAUCCGGAAUCAGCUCAUCCGAUUGAGGAAGUGGAUGCCUAUGCGGACUCUACGAUCAACAUCAUUAGAUGGUUCCAGAAGUCUCUGAAAUAA
This is a messenger RNA of Cylicostephanus goldi, 243 nucleotides long. The record is from the annotation of a GenBank genome assembly. NCBI's taxonomy places the organism in Eukaryota, Metazoa, Nematoda, Chromadorea, Rhabditida, Strongylidae.